AUGCCCGGCGCAUCCACGAUCGCGGCAUCACCACCAGUACAUCCCCUCCUCGCCGCUGCACUGCACAAGCUCGACAAGCAUCCCACAUCACAUCCCACCUCACAUCCCACAUCACAUCCCACAUCACAUCCCACUUCCCGCAUCCCACUCAGUGCUGUCCAAGAUCCUCUCUCUGCGCCGUUGAAAGAUUACCUACCUGAACUCUCUAGGAAGCCGUCGGCGUCAGCCGCCAUCACCGCUCCCGCUGCCACAAUGACUGACGAGGAACUGGAUCGCGAGUUCAAGCCAAACGGCCGCCGCCCGCAGUCUGCCAUUGCUCAGAUGUUCUCGCAGGAGCUGCAGGACAUCUUCCGUAUUGAAAACAGCAUCGCCGACUUGGACGCUCAGGUCGAUAAGAGGAGGAAACGCAUCAGCGCUCAAACCUCCGAGCUUGAGGCCCUCGAGGCCCGUAUCCGCGAGAUGGAGCGUCGCCUAAAGAUGCAGACUGGCGGCGAGCUCCCUCCCCCUGUCCCGGCUAGCACCAGCACCGCCCCUCCGACCCCCCAGAAGGACGUCAUCCGCGAGCAGGAUGAGGAGCAGGAGGCCGGUCAGGACAAGAUUAAGAGCGAGCAAGCGGCCGAGAACAAGUACGCCGCUGCCGGCAGCAGGCCAGGCACCACCCGCCCAGGUCAGCAGGCUGUCUCCGGCGCCCUGCCGCCGACCCCCAUUGGAAGUGAAGGUAAAUCACCAUCAUCCUCCUAUUCUUCUGCUUCUGAAACGCCCGUCUUCAUUCCCCGUGCUCCCCGCGUUGUUCCCCGGAUACAGCCCCCGCCCUUCGGAGGACGAGCAAGAGCGUCCCCCUUCGUCGAGCGCGACUCCGACUCGAUCAUUUCCCUGUCUACGAGCUCAGCUGUUACUGACUACGUGCUUGUGUCUGGACCAGACGGCGAUGGCGAGCGGGAUACCUAA
Thermochaetoides thermophila DSM 1495 is the source of this 948-nucleotide messenger RNA. RefSeq lists its product as uncharacterized. The coding region runs from base 1 to 948 and encodes 315 amino acids. The record is from RefSeq and is a predicted model, not a curated record. NCBI's taxonomy places the organism in Eukaryota, Fungi, Ascomycota, Sordariomycetes, Sordariales, Chaetomiaceae. The transcript has 3 exons.